Molecule: messenger RNA, 3184 nt
Organism: Phacochoerus africanus (Common warthog)
Lineage: Eukaryota; Metazoa; Chordata; Mammalia; Artiodactyla; Suidae
Gene: MCPH1
Product: microcephalin 1
Exons: 14
Coding region: 368-2851 (827 amino acids)
Biological process (GO): cerebral cortex development; mitotic cell cycle
Source: RefSeq, a predicted model, not a curated record
CUGCGAGCUGAGCUGCGCCGGAGCGCCCAGCUCGUCAGCUCCCAUCCAGAUUCUUCCGCUCCGGGAUUUUUGGGAAGCACAGCUAAAGGGCGCAGCCAGGACCUGGGUCCCUCAGCCGGGGGUGUCGUGUAGUGUCAACCGGAAGUGAGUCCGAACCUGGGCCAGAAAAACUGGUGUCCUCAUCUCGCGUGGGAGGGUCUUAGUCGCCCCCUUUGGCGGUUUAGAAAACGCGGAAUAGCGGACAUCCGCGGAGCGAGAGUGGAGCGGCGCGCGCCCGCCCUGCGCAUGCUCAGUGCUGCCUCUCCGUCAGGCUCGUGCGGCUCGCGCGGCUCGCGGCUUCACGGCGGUUCGCGUCCCGCCGCCCCUCAUGGCGGCUCCCGGGACGCAAGGGGACCCCAUCCUGAAAGAUGUUGUGGCUUAUGUUGAAGUAUGGUCAGCCAAUGGAACAGAAAAUUAUUCAAAGACAUUUACAAAUCAACUUGUGGAUAUGGGGGCAAAGGUUUCAAAAACUUUUAACAAACAAGUAACCCAUGUUGUGUUCAAAGACGGGUACCAGAGCACAUGGAACAAAGCACAGAAGAGAGGCGUGAAGCUCGUCUCAGUGCUCUGGGUUGAAAAAUGCAGGACAGCUGGAGCGCACAUGGAUGAGUCACUGUUUCCCGCAGCUAACUCUAACCAACACUUACCAAGCGUAAUCCAAAAAAAGCGCAAGUGUAUGCAGCCUAAAGAUUUUAUUCCUAAAACACCAGAAAAUGAUAAAAGACUGCAAAAGAGGUUUGAGAAGAUGGCUAAAGAGCUCCAGCAGCAGAAAAGAACUCUGGGUGAUGAUGUUCCUGUUCUCUUAUUUGAAUCUAAUGGCUCCUUGGCGUAUAGUCCCACAGUUAAAAUCUUCAAUGGCCACCACAGUGCAAUGGAGAAGAGAUUGCAGGAGAUGAAGGAGAAACGGGAAAAUCUCUCCCCCACCUCUUCCCAGUUGAUUGAAAAUUCUGGUGACACCGUUAACUCUUUGUGUGAAGAAGCAUCUCUGAACAUUUCCCAUGAUACUUUGUGUUCAGAAAACUCCUUUGCUGGUGAUCUGCCCUCAUCCUUUGAUGGUUUUUGUGGAAAUACUCCAUGUGGGGAUCAGGAAAGGAAAGUGGAACACUUUGUUGAAGGAAUUAAAAGCCACGUGUCUGUUGUGUCUCCCAUGCUGAAAACACACAUUGUCCAUCCUUCAGCAUCUAUAGGGUCCCUCAAUCAGUUAACUCCUCAGAAUCUCCCCUGCAACCUUCCCAAGGAGGGAGUCCACCAGCAGCAAGGUGGCCCUGUGGGUGCUGUGAUCACUCCCAACACCAAGGUUCAGAAGGUGCCAGAUGACAAGGUUGGUUUGUCGCCUCCAAGACUGCCAGCAGGAGGCGCCCCCAUGGUCUGUUCAGGACCUGGGAGUUCCUCGGCCAAAAGGAAGAGGACAUCAGGGGCCUUGCACUCCCCGCCAGGAGGGAGGCAGAAGAGGCUGCCUGCUGGGCCUAGGCUGCAGCUCUUUGCCAAAGGGGACAGCCAGCCGCUGGUGACCGGCUCUGCAGUUAAGGCUCUGGAUGGCGGGCAGUCUGCUUACGAUGACUAUUUCUCGCCAGAUAAUCUGGAGGAGAGGCGUGCAGAGAGUCUUCCCACUGGGUACCCGCCGGCCCGCAACCCUGCCCCCCUCCAAGGCAGGAGAAGCCUCUCCCGGAGAGAGCGAGCCAGUGUCUUGGAGAUGGCCGACUUGUCACGCAUUGGCAGGGCCCCCUGCAUGGUACCUGGUCUGCAGAAGGCAGCGCUCCAUAGAACUAGGCCCGCGCUGACUCGCAUGACUUUAGGGAAAAUACCUGCAACUGAAGAGGUCCCAGGCUGCGGUCCCCAGGCCGGGGCUCCGGGAGGAGGAGACCCCUGCCCAGGUGAGGGUGACUCUUACCCUGUGGGUGAGCUCACUCCUCAGCAAGGAUGCCGAGGCAAUUUCACUCCUUUGAAAGGAAGCAGCGAAGAAGUGAAAGAAUUGAUUGACCCAAAAAGUGUGCGGAGAGAAGGUACUCUUAAGGUGCUGGAUUCCUCUGAAGAUCAAGCACAAAGUGAUUCUAAACUGAACUCUGUAGACGACUGUGAUGUGGAAACAUCUGCAGAGGAAAGGGAAACCUUGCCCCCAGGAUGCAGGGAAAGCGUUAAAAAUGGACUCACAGGGCAUGAUGUUUUGGACAGCUCAUGGGAAGCCUUCGAGGACCUCGUCAGACCUCCUGAGAAAUCACAGAAAAAAGAGAAAGGGCAAAAGCCAACAAGAACAUUAGUCAUGACAAGCAUGCCAUCUGAAAAGCAGAACAUCGUCACCCAGGUGGUGAAUAAACUGAAGGGCUUCUCCUUGGCCCAAGAAGUGUGUGGCACCACCACGCAUGUGCUGGCGGGGAAGCCCCGGCGCACCCUCAACGUGCUGCUGGGAAUUGCGCGAGGCUGCUGGGUCCUCUCCUUUGAGUGGGUACUUUGGUCUUUGGAAAUGGGUCAUUGGAUUUCCGAGGAACCAUUUGAACUGUCUAACUACUUCCCCGCAGCUCCUCUCUGCCGCCAGGAGCGCCUCUCAUCCACUGGGCAGUACCAGGGAACUCUGUUUGCCGAGCAGCCGACCAUGUUCAUCAGCCCAGCCAGCAACCCACCCAGAACCAAGCUGUGGGAGCUGGUCCUGCUAUGUGGGGGCCAGGUCACGCGAGUCCCUCGCCAGGCAAGCAUCUUCAUCGGACCCUCCUCAGGAAAGAAGAAGGCAACAGUCAAGUACCUGUCAGAAACCUGGAUCUUAGAUUCAGUCACUCAGCACAGGGUCUGUGCCUCUGAGAACUACGUGCUGGCGUGAUGGAGUCAACACUCAACCACGGCUGCUGCACACAGUCUGCCCAACGGUCCCUGGACAGUCCAGCAAGAAAGGCAGCUGUGAGGAGAGGGGUGGGCACAGAAAGGAUGCCUUUUCUGUCGUCAAGUUUGCCUUGUGUGCUGUGGUUUUUAUAUGAAGAUGCUCCUUUGUGUGGCUUUCUGAUGCCCAACUGUGUGUCUCAGAGAGGCACCGACCAGCCCCUUUGGGCCUUUUCUAUAUUAUGCCAGUCUGUGUGUCUUAGUGAUGAUCGUAAUUAAGAGGUCCUAGAACCUUUGUCAUUGGAGUGCCAUACUGUUAAAUAAAGAGUGGAAAUUA